Molecule: messenger RNA, 4677 nt
Organism: Nannospalax galili (Upper Galilee mountains blind mole rat)
Lineage: Eukaryota; Metazoa; Chordata; Mammalia; Rodentia; Spalacidae
Gene: Mtss2
Product: MTSS I-BAR domain containing 2
Exons: 15
Coding region: 53-2305 (750 amino acids)
Biological process (GO): cell projection assembly; plasma membrane organization
Cellular component (GO): actin cytoskeleton; cytoplasmic side of plasma membrane
Molecular function (GO): phospholipid binding; actin binding
Source: RefSeq, a predicted model, not a curated record
UGAGCGGCUCCCCGCGCCCCAGCGCGCCCUGCAGCCGCGGCCCGGCCCCAGCAUGGAGACAGCGGAGAAGGAGUGCGGCGCCCUGGGCGGGCUCUUCCAGGCCAUCGUCAACGACAUGAAGAGCUCCUACCCCAUUUGGGAGGACUUCAACUCCAAGGCCACGAAGCUGCACUCCCAGCUGAGGACCACCGUGCUGGCUGCUGUGGCCUUCCUAGAUGCCUUCCAGAAAGUAGCUGACAUGGCCACCAACACCCGAGGGGCCACACGGGACAUCGGCUCGGCACUCACACGCAUGUGCAUGCGCCACCGCAGCAUUGAGACCAAGCUGCGGCAGUUCACCAAUGCGCUGCUGGAGAGUCUCAUCAAUCCACUGCAGGAGCGCAUUGAAGACUGGAAGAAGUCAGCCAACCAACUGGACAAGGACCACGCAAAAGAGUACAAACGAGCCAGGCAUGAGAUCAAAAAGAAGUCUUCUGACACGCUGAAACUACAAAAGAAAGCACGCAAAGAGCUACUUGGGAAAGGAGACCUGCAACCACAGCUGGACAGUGCCCUACAGGACGUCAAUGACAUGUAUCUACUGCUGGAGGAGACAGAGAAGCAGGCAGUGCGCCGGGCACUGAUCGAGGAGCGGGGCCGGUUCUGCACCUUCAUUACCUUCCUGCAGCCUGUGGUGAACGGCGAGCUGACCAUGCUGGGAGAGAUCACCCACCUGCAGGGCAUCAUUGACGACCUGGUGGUGCUGACCGCGGAACCCCACAAGCUGCCUCCCGCCAGUGAGCAGGUGAUCAAAGAUCUGAAGGGCUCUGACUACAGCUGGUCCUACCAGACCCCACCCUCAUCACCCAGCAGCUCCAGUUCUCGGAAGUCCAGCAUGUGCAGUGCCCCCACCAGCAGUAGCAGUGCCAAGGGUGGCGGAGCCCCAUGGCCUGGGGGUGCCCAAACAUACUCACCCAGUUCCACCUGUCGCUACCGCAGCCUGGCGCAGCCAGCCAGCACCCGCCUCUCCAGCGUCUCUUCCCACGACUCUGGCUUCGUCUCCCAGGAUGCCACCUACUCCAAGCCCCCCUCACCCAUGCCUUCAGAUAUCACCAGCCAGAAGUCCUCCAGCUCCGCGUCCUCCGAGGCCUCAGAAACGUGCCAGUCUGUUAGCGAGUGCAGCUCCCCCACCUCGGACUGGACCAAGGCCGGUCCCCACGAGCAGCCCUCAACCACCACUCUGCAGCGGAGGAAGGACCGAGUGGAGCUUCUCCGAGACACAGAGCCAGGCCCCGCUGGUGGAGGUACUGUGGGCUCCAGUGCAGAGGAGGGACCACGACCACGGAUGUCCCCUGCCACCAUAGCAGCCAAGCACGGUGAGGAGGUGUCCCCAGCAGCCAGCGACCUGGCCAUGGUGCUGACCCGAGGACUGAGCCUGGAGCACCAGAAGAGCAGCCGGGACUCCCUGCAGUAUUCCAGUGGCUACAGCACGCAGACCACAACACCCUCAUGCUCCGAGGACACCAUCCCCUCUCAAGGCUCAGACUAUGACUGCUACUCUGUGAAUGGGGAUGCAGACAGCGAGGGCCCCCCUGAGUUCGACAAAUCAUCCACUAUCCCUCGCAACAGCAACAUUGCCCAGAACUAUCGCCGCCUGAUCCAGACCAAGCGCCCUGCAUCCACCGCUGGGCUGCCCACUGCUGGGCUCCCCACAGCCAUGGGCCUACCCUCAGGCGCACCCCCAGGUGUGGCCACCAUCCGCCGCACACCCUCCACCAAGCCCACUGUGCGCCGUGCCCUGUCCAGCGCCGGCCCCAUCCCCAUCCGGCCACCCAUCGUUCCUGUGAAGACACCCACAGUGCCCGACUCCCCUGGCUAUGUGGGGCCCACGCGGGCAGGCAGUGAGGAAUGUGUCUUCUACACGGACGAAGUGGCCUCACCUCUGGCUCCAGACCUGGCCAAGGCCUCCCCAAAGAGGCUCAGCCUGCCCAACACAGCUUGGGGCAGCCCGUCCCCAGAGACAGCCAGCUAUACAGGGGCUGGGGCCGGGCCGGCGACUGAGGAUGACGAGGAGCAACAGCUGGCUGCCAACCGGCACAGCCUGGUGGAGAAGCUUGGGGAGCUGGUGGCCGGUGCCCAUGCCCUGGGUGAGGGCCAAUUCCCCUUUCCCACUGCCCUGUCAGCCACCUCUACAGAGGAGACGCCCACCCCACCCCCUGCUGCCACCAGUGACCCCCCAGCUGAAGACAUGCUGGUGGCCAUCCGACGCGGGGUCCGGCUUCGCAGGACCGUCACCAACGACAGGUCGGCACCCCGAAUCUUAUGAUGGCACCACCCUGUAUGGCCGUGGCACUAACAGGUGGCCUGGUCUGUGAAGGGCAGCCACUCUGAGCAACGGCACAGCGAGGAGAGAGAACAGCACCAGGAAUGAGGCACAGCCACUUUAUGAAAAGAGACAUCUAGGCUGGAUCUCAGUGGCUCACAGAAGUGACUUCCUUAACACCUUGCCAGGACAGCGCCUGCAGGCCUGGAACUGGUUCUGGAGCCUGUUUUAUACUUUUCUUGCCUACUCUUCCUCCUCUUCCUCCCUGCAGGCCCUGCCUUGUCCAAAGCCUAGAGCCCACAACCAAGGGCUGGGCCUGCCACCUGGGUCCCACCUGGCCUGGGGUCCACAAUUCUGUUCUAGCCACGCUGCCCCCCCACCCACCCAGGGCCAUAUGCCCAGCUCUCCUUGAAUGCUGGCUCCCUCCUGUCCAUGCCUGAGCCCCCUCCCCCUUCCCUCUUGCCUUCUCUCUGCUGCUCCUGGGCUCCCCUCUCUUGGGGGUUAGGGUGAUCAUAGAGAGGCCAGGCACUCAGUCAGCUGAGAAUCCAAUUUGUGACUAGAGUUAAGGAAACAGUCUGAUGUUGGAAGACAGGCCCACUCAGAGGGAAAGAGAGCCUAGAAAGAGAAGACAUAGGGGCCUUGUCUCAGGGGAUCCUCCAACUCCCCUCCCUCUGUGAGGUGUUGCUUGUGGAGGCCAGGCAGGGCUACAUGGAAAGGAGUCCAAAGACCCACACAGCUGUUUCAGCAUCUGGACAUGCUGAGACUUUAACUUGGGUGGGGUGGCAGGGAGGCACUUUGGAUUCACAUUUUCAGCCACUGAUGGGGAUGGAGGCUGGAGCGUUAGGGAGUGUGAGGUUAUUUUAUGCGAAUAAAAUGGAGCUGACCCCAGACAAAGACUGUGUGUAGGGUAAGCUGGUGGUACAGGGUGUAUCUGAGUGCCUGAGAGACAAAUGUGGAGUGCCCGCUGUAGGCCCAAGGCAAGAGAAGGCUGGAAUUGGCUCCCCCAAACUAGGAGGAGACUGCUCUUCUCUCCCGUGUCUCAAGUGUUGGUAGAAUCAGGCUGGAGAGGCAGGCGGGGGGCCUCUGGCCCAUCUGCUGUGGUCAGAGUGAGCUGCAGGCCCAGCUUGGAGCAAGUCUGCAGAGGCUGGCUUUGACUCUCUGUUGCCAGAGGAGAUGCCAUCCCCUGACUGGGGAUGGCAGCAGCGGGGUGGAAGAGUGGCAGCCUCCACUCUGCAACCAAGUCUGAGCAAGUCAAAGCAUGUGAGUCUAAGGUGAGAGGAGGGAUCCAGGAGGUUCGGGUCUGUAGAACAGACAGCAGACUCCAAGGCAGCAUCCCCCCCAGUUGGGAGAGCAGCUUGCCUUGGUCUGGAUGGAAUGGAGUUGGGGCUGGUCUGGCUGCUCAGGGGUGCUCUUAUGCCGUGGUCCUAGCGGGGCACCCAAGUGGAUCUGGAAAAGCAGGAAUUCCUGUGUGUGGAUGGAGUUCCUGCUGGGCUUCUUGAGGCUGCCAGAGAAUGAUCUCAGGGUCUCAGGCAUGCCAUACUGAGCACCUGGCCCACCCAACUCAGGUGUCACCAGACCCCCAGGUAUAGAGGCCAAGAAUGCAGAUGACCAGAUGGAGAAUUCUAGAGGUGGAAUUUCGGCCACAUCCCCCAACCCCCCCCCCCAGGGCUGUCAAAGGGCCAGAAAGGGAUAUGGAAAGUGGGGUGGGCAGAUACAGCCCCUGCGCUUGGAGUGGGGCUGAGUUCUGGAUAGGGAGUCCCUGUAAGGAUAGACUUGGUGGCUCCAGGCCCCGAUGGGAAGGGAGACCGGGGCUUCCCCAGGAGGGGGUGGGGUAGCACAGCCCCCCACAUUUCGCCUUUCCUUCCCCUCCAGGGAUGUACAUACUCCAUCCCCUCGUCUACCUGCAACUAGCCCCUCUCCCUACCAACCACCUCCUCUUCCAUUUAGUGACCACCUCAUACGUAGGCCCACCCCCUUGGGAUCCGAGCCAACCAUCCUGCAUCACAGACUUUGGUUUGGGGGACUUCUUUACGUUUGUUUUAUUUUUCAUUUUGUACAGAGAAAUACUCUUCAAACGCGUCUUUUGACUGAAGUAACUUUUUCUGGUGCUGUUGUUAACUUGUUCCUUUUUUUAAUUUAUUUUGCCACUUUUCCUGGUUCUUACUCACCCUUCCUCCCCCCACCCCACUCUUCCCUGCCCUUACAUCCCAUCUGAACCACUGUUUUUCUUUUCUUUCUGUCGAUUUUUGGAUAAAUUCUUCUCUUCCCCCGCCCCCCACAUCCAUCCUCUCCUUGAUUUAAAUAGUCACUGCUACAAGUAACAAACGCACUGUGAAGAUUCCAGUAUUAAUAAAGUGGUACUGUAGUUAACACUC